AGUCUGUACAGAAUCCAUAUGCAGUAAGAUUAGCUGAUGAUCAGCAGGUAGAGAAGAAACGGCCAGGAUCAUGCUUGUCCAAAGGACACUUGUUUGGUUUUACAGAUGAUCUACUGGCUGCUAUUCUCGCAACAAAAUCAGAACUUUGUGGUCAGAAGUUUGAGUUAAAAAUAAAUGACUUGCGAUUCAUUGGUCAUCCAACUCUGAUGCAUUAUGGAAGCAAAGGCCAAGUAUCCCCCAAGAGUGAAGGGCCCAGUAUGAUCCUGUUCAAUAUAGUCUUUGCCCUGAAGGCUGCAGCAUCGAUUUCUGUCAUCCAGUGCUACCACGACUUCAGCAAGCGGCUUGCAAUAGCACUGCGACACGAGGAGCACAGAUGUGGCUACCUCAGCCAUGAAGCAAAGGUCAUGCUAGGGGUCGUGGACGAGGUGGCAGCACUGCCUGAAGCUGACUUUGACUCCCAGUCACCGUUCUCACUGAUGCUGAACAAGAGUGAGCUAGCGCGUGAUCUCAAGCACGUCUACCUGAGCCUGUGUAGCAAUGGUGAUGUACGUAUCAAUGUCAACCACUGGAUUGAGGUCAGCUUCUGUCUACCGCACAAAGCACACUGCCAGUCUCGGCUCCUCGACCAUAUGGUCAUAAAGCCCGAGCAGAUCAACAAGUGUCUGGAGGUGCUGCGUCCAUACCACGCCAUGCUGCUGCUGGACGAUGCCAACAAGCUGAUAGCGGAACUCUCGCCCGACAUGUCGCCGGCGCUCAUCCGCGUUUUCCGCGUCACCACCCCGCUGAAGAGUCUGCGUGACCUGGGAGCCGACGCUGACCUCACGCUGAGGCAGGUCUUCUAUCUGGUCAGUCAUCUAGUGUACUGGGCAAAAGCUACCAUCAUCUAUCCCUUGUGUGAGACCAAUGUCUACGUAUUAUCACCGAAUGCUAGUCUACAGGUGAACGCAACGCUGGCGUCGAGAUUCGUCGAGCAUUUCCCCGGCAUGUCUCUGCACGCCGUCAUGGAGGACUUCUCGCUGCCGACGCAGCUGCGCGAGCAGGGCAACCCGCUCGGCCUCCCGCAUCAACAGGUGCAGCAGGUGCAGACUGUCGUGUGGAUGCUGCAGCACAGGUUGUUGGUGCAGCUGCAUACCUACGUCUUCUUGGUUCCAACGUCCGGUCCCUCUUCUCUCCUCAUUAAGAGCAGAUCAACGGAUACCGUGGGACAUGGUAGUCAGGAGGAAUUGCAGGAGGCAGACAGCAGGCGCAUAUCUGGCCUCUCUAAUUUCUCAGACACCGACUCCGUGGCAAGUGAGUACGGCAGUCCGCAGGGGUCGUUCGUCGCUUCCUACAGUGGAUUAGAGUCGGAUAUGGCCAACAUGAAGGCGGGACUGUCGGUCGACCUAGAUGAAGGGCGUCUUCCGACAAGAUUGAAGGAGUUGCUGCCAGAUGAAUUAAGCUCAGAAGAGAAGGAGGCAAUACUUAGUGUGCCAGCUGCGCGGAGCCCCGAGGAUUUCAAGAUGUUUGCUAGGUUGUGCCCAUAUUUUCAGGGGUGCCAUCACCUGGAGGAGAUCAUGUACUGUGAGAACGUUCGCCGCUCGACGCUACUCACCCUGCUAGAUAAGUUCCGCAGCGUGCUCGUCACGUGUCAACACGAAGACAGGGUGACAACAGUGUUCCACAACCUGUGACGUCAUGAUGUGCUAACACAACCUGUGACGUCAUGAUGUGCUAACACAAUGACACGGUGACAGUGGUGUUCCACAACCUGU
Molecule: messenger RNA, 1751 nt
Organism: Priapulus caudatus
Lineage: Eukaryota; Metazoa; Priapulida; Priapulimorpha; Priapulimorphida; Priapulidae
Product: nitrogen permease regulator 3-like protein
Biological process (GO): cellular response to amino acid starvation; negative regulation of TORC1 signaling; positive regulation of autophagy
Cellular component (GO): GATOR1 complex
Source: RefSeq, a predicted model, not a curated record